AGCGAAACCGGCACAGCUCAAUAUUGAUCUGUGGAAAUGGAAAGGAGCAGUGAAAGAGAAGGAUGAGGCAAAAGUGUCAACAAUACCAGCUCAAAUUGUUGCCCGGGGUGGCGGAUGGGAAGCGAUGGUUUACGUUCUUAUGGAUGCUCUUGGAACGGAUCUCACCUCGCUGCUACAAAUGAUCGAUGCUUCACUGAAGGAGAGACAAUAUAACUUAGCAAAUCAGUUGACAAAGUCAUUGCAAGCUCGAUUAUUGGGCAAGAAACUACCUAAAAGCGAUUAUAAUCUUCUACUGACGUUUGCUGAGCAUUUCCGCGGUGAUCUUGCCGAAGAUAGUGUGGAGCAUGCAGUUCUCCAGCGUCUCUAUGCCCUAGCUUGGGCAGCAACUCUUGACGAACCAAACCUUGUGCUGUUGCUCAGAGGUGCUGGAGCAGAUGUGAACGCGACAGACCUAGAAGGUCGCACUCCACUGAUGAUUGCUCUUCUCGCGAACAAGGUGGAUGCAGUGCAGGCCUUGUGUGGUGAUGGAAUUUUGAAUAACAGCGAAACGACUGUGAAAAAGACAGCUAAGAACAAGCCUACGCGUAUGCUGCUGGGUGCUCUCCUGGCCAAGGGAAGGAAGAGAAAAGCUUCUGAAAGUGAAAAUGACGAACGAGCAGAAAGUGAAGAUGGAUCUGAAGGGGGAGCGCCUAGAUCGGGUUCUGGUAGCGAAGCUGAUGAAGAACAGCAGGACGAUAAUGAGAAUGAUGCUACUCCACCUCCAAAGAAGACAAAAAUCACAAAUAAGAAGUUGGACCUGAUGUCUACUGAUCGUAAAGGAAGAAAUAUAAUGCACUAUAUGGUUGCGCCAAUUCAGUGGGAAAAUACAGAGCUUUUCAAUCAGCUUCAUGAUGAAGCCCCAGCGAAAAUCAAGCAGUUAUUGCAACAGAAAGACAAGGAGGGAAACACACCUGUAGAUAUUGCUGUGAGGACAAGACAACGGAACAUGGCUAUGGCAAUGAAGUAUGUGUUAGGCACACCCAAGAAGCAGAAAAUGUCCAAUGGAUUAACCAUGGCUGAUCUUCCCGACGUAACAGAACUCGCCUGUAAGUAUGACAUCGAUGCGGACUCGAAAUCGUACAUUGAGCACUGGCAAGCCGAACAUGGAACUGAUAACGAACUUGAGGUCCCAAAACCCGCGCAAAUGAGUGGUUACAGGGAAACGGCUGACCUUGUUCGAUGUCCUGUUACUCAGCAGAUCAUGUCGUGUCAUCACUGA
Strongylus vulgaris is the source of this 1258-nucleotide messenger RNA. NCBI's taxonomy places the organism in Eukaryota, Metazoa, Nematoda, Chromadorea, Rhabditida, Strongylidae. The record is from the annotation of a GenBank genome assembly.